Molecule: messenger RNA, 3200 nt
Organism: Dermochelys coriacea (leatherback sea turtle)
Lineage: Eukaryota; Metazoa; Chordata; Testudines; Dermochelyidae
Gene: ACHE
Product: acetylcholinesterase (Cartwright blood group)
Exons: 4
Coding region: 61-1935 (624 amino acids)
Biological process (GO): acetylcholine catabolic process; choline metabolic process
Cellular component (GO): plasma membrane
Molecular function (GO): acetylcholinesterase activity
Source: RefSeq, a predicted model, not a curated record
CUUUGUGCUGGGAUCAAGGGUCCGUUUCCAUCUGGCUCCGGCCGCCCCAUUCCCCGCCCCAUGGACUCCAACCCUGGCUGCUCUCAAAGCCAGCAGGAGGUGGUGACGCAUGGCCAGGGAAUGCCGGCUGGGAAGGGGGGAUUGUGCACAGACAGUGCCAUGGCCGCAGCCCCCACUCUCCUGCUCUGGGCUGCCCUGGCCCUCGGCGCCCGGGCCAACGAGCUGGUGGCCAGCACCCGGGCGGGGCGGGUGCGGGGCCUGCGGGUGCCCGUCCUCGCGGGCCAGGUCUCUGCCUUCCUGGGCAUCCCCUAUGCCGAGCCCCCCGUGGGCAAGCUGCGCUUCCGCCGGCCGGAGCCCAAGGGAGCCUGGGGCGGGGUGCUGGAUGCCGGCGCCUACCGCCACGCCUGCUACCAGUACGUGGACACCCUCUACCCCGGCUUCCCCGGCACCGAGAUGUGGAACCCCAACCGGGAGAUGAGCGAGGACUGCCUGUACCUCAACCUCUGGGUGCCCUCCCCACGCCCCAGAAACGCCACCGUGCUGGUGUGGAUCUAUGGGGGUGGCUUCUACAGCGGCUCGGCCUCGCUGGACGUCUACGACGGGCGCUACCUGGCCUACGCCGAGCAGGUUGUGGUGGUCUCCAUGAACUACCGGGUGGGGGCCCUCGGCUUCCUGGCCCUCUCGGGCAGCCAGGAGGCGCCGGGCAACGUGGGGCUGCUGGACCAGCGGCUGGCCCUGCAGUGGGUGCAGAGCAACGUGCAUUACUUUGGGGGCAAUCCCAAGGCGGUGACCAUCUUCGGGGAGAGCGCCGGGGCCGCCUCGGUGGGCAUGCACCUGCUCUCGCCCGGCAGCCGCCCGCUCUUCCACCGCGCCAUCCUGCAGAGCGGGGUGCCCAACGCCCCCUGGGCCACUGUGCCCCCGGCCGAGGGCCGGCGCCGGGCCGGCCAGCUGGCCAAGCUGGUGGGCUGCCCGCCGGGCAACGACUCGGAGCUGGUGGCCUGCCUGCGGGCCAAAACCCCGCAGGAGCUGAUCGACCAGGAGUGGCAGGUGCUGCCCCACCAGAGCGUCUUCCGCUUCUCCUUUGUGCCGGUGGCCGACGGGGACUUCGCCGGCGAGGUGCCCGAGACCCUGCCGGGCGCCGGCAGCUUCAAGGAGACCCAGGCGCUGGUGGGGGUGGUGCGGGACGAGGGCACCUACUUCCUCAUCUAUGGGGUGCCCGGGUUCAGCAAAGACAACGAGAGCCUGAUCAGCCGGGAGGAUUUCCUGGGCGGGGUGCGCAUGGGGGUGCCCCAGGCCAACGAGCUGGCGGCCGAAGCCGUGGUGCUGCAAUACACCGACUGGCUGGACCAGGACAACCCAGUGAAGAACCGGGAGGCCAUGGACGACAUCGUGGGGGACCACAACGUGAUCUGCCCCGUCACCCACUUCGCCCUGCGGCUGGCUGAGCGGGGCGCCCGGGUCUACACCUACUUCUUCGACCACCGGGCCUCCAACAUGCUCUGGCCCCCCUGGAUGGGGGUGCCCCACGGCUACGAGAUCGAGUUCGUCUUCGGCCUGCCCCUCGACCCCGGCCUCAACUACACAGCCGAGGAAGCCACGCUCAGCCGCCGGAUGAUGCGCUACUGGGCCAACUUCGCCCGCACCGGGGACCCCAAUGAAUUGUCAGAGAGGGGAGCACGCUGGCCCCCCUACACCCCACGGCAGCAGCAGUACGUACAACUGAAUCCGCGACCCCUGGCUGUGGGGCAGGGGCUCCGGGCCCAGGUCUGCGCCUUCUGGAACCGCUUCCUGCCCAAACUGCUCAACAUCACUGAUAACAUCGAGGAGGCCGAACGGCAGUGGCGGCUUGAGUUUCACCGCUGGAGCGCGUACAUGGGCCACUGGAAAAGCCAGUUCGACCACUACAGCCGACAGGACCGCUGCUCGGAGCGGUGAGGGGGCGGCCCCCCGACAGCCCCCCACCUGCCCUCAACCCCCCCCAGCCCUCCACCGCUGCUCCGAGCGGUGAGGGGGCAGCCUCCUGUCAACCCCACCCCCCUCAGCCCUUCACCGACCCCUCUCCCACUGUCCCCCACACCCCUCCCCCAGUCUCCUCCCCAGCCCCCCUGUCUGGACCCCCAGCCAUGGGGAAAGGGGGGUUUAACCGGACUGUGCAAUCUGAGACCCCCACCCCCCAAGUCAACGGUGUGUGUGUGUGUCACCCCCCCGCCCAUAUCUGUAUAUAAUGGUUAUUUCUGAGAUUUGUGAGAAAUAGAUAAAUAUCUAUAUUAUAUACGUAGCACCCCGAGUCGCUGCCCGUGAGCCCCAUGCUGCCCCCAACCCCUCCCCCACUAACCCCAACCCCCCCACGCUGACCCCCAACUCCCAGCCCCCAACCCUUCCCCACACUGACCCCCCCAACUCCCAGCCCCCAACCCCUCCCCACACGGACCCCCAACCCCGCCCCAUGCCGACCCCCAACUCCAAGACCCAAUCCCUCCCCACACAGACCCCCAACUCCCAGCCCCCAACCCUUUCCCACACAGACCCCCAACCCCUCCCCAUGCGGACCCCCAACUCCCAGCCCCCGACCCCUCCCUGCACUGACCCCAACUUCCAGCCCCCCAACCCUUCCCCAUACUGACCCCCAACUCCCAGCCCCCUCUCCCAAUACUGACCCCCCACACUGACCCCCAACUCCCAACCCCUCCCUGCGCUGACCCCAACUCCCAGCCUCAACCCCUCCCCACACUGACCCCCAACUCCCAGCCCCCAACCCCUUCCCACACUGUCCCCAACCCCUCUCCAUACUGACCCCCAACUCCCAGCCCCCCUCCCAAUACUGACCCCCCACACUGACCCCCAACUCCCAGCCCCCAACCCCUCCCCACACUGACCCCAAACUUGCCAAAUACCCCUUCAUCCCCCCAAUGAAGGGUUCCCUCCUGAAGCCCCCCAGCCCUCCCCAUAUAUAUUACCUGGGUCCUACAGCUGCUUCCCCCGACUGUCCCCCAAGUCCUGCCCCAGCCCCACCUCCCCUCAAUCCCACCCCUGCCCCAUGUCAGGGCUCCCCCAGCAGCCCAUGAAGACUCAGCGGGAAGCUGCACCAACAAGUAGGGGGCUGCUCGGAGGCCCCCUCCCCUCAUCAACCUGCAUGGCCAAUAUGCAGAGCCCUCCGGGCCGACCUGUGUGUGAACCGUCCAAUAAAAGAUUUAAAGACA